Mya arenaria is the source of this 1605-nucleotide messenger RNA. RefSeq lists its product as uncharacterized. The transcript has a single exon. Gene Ontology annotation, biological process: positive regulation of DNA-templated transcription. NCBI's taxonomy places the organism in Eukaryota, Metazoa, Mollusca, Bivalvia, Myida, Myidae. Gene Ontology annotation, molecular function: ubiquitin-protein transferase activity. The record is from RefSeq and is a predicted model, not a curated record. Bases 1 to 1605 code for a protein of 534 amino acids. Gene Ontology annotation, cellular component: nucleoplasm; chromatin.
AUGGCGACCGCGGAUGGCUCAGAUGAUAUUUUGUCAAACAAAGACGGCGACCUAAAUUGUGAACCGUGCUUAAGUGAUGGACGGACACGAACUGUUGAAGGUUUCUGCAUGGAGUGUGAUGAAUAUCUGUGUCAGUCAUGUCUGGAUACGCACAGGAUACUACGUGUGACAAAACCCCACCAUGUUAAAAGAGGAGAAGACAUACCAAGAAAGAAGCCAAAUAAACUAGCUCGGUAUCCCGCUGAAAGCAGCUGUCAUGUACACACUGACAGUAAAAUAACGUCGUUCUGUAAAUCGCACAAGCAAUUAUGUUGUGACCAGUGUGUGAUUCUGGGGCAUAAAGUUUGCACUGAUGUAAAGUCAAUCGGCGAUUAUUCCAAAGAAUUCGUGAACAGCGAAGACUAUAAAACGGCUGUUCAGAUGCUUAAGAAUUUACAAUCAGCAUACACCGCGAAAAAGAAAGAGGCAAACAUGAAUCUUGAGGAAGUUGACCUUUAUUACCAUAAUGCAAUGGAGACGUUCAAAGUAGAACUUGACAAAAUCAAGAUGUCAGAUAUAAGAACUUUAAAGGCUGUGGUCUCUACAUAUGACAGUGUUCUUGGUCAGCUUGGUUCCUGGUCCGAAAGUAUCGACACGUAUAAAAACAAAAAUCAGGACAAUGAACUCGCCAUCUUGGUGUUGCGGUCCAUAAGAGAUGUAGAUACGAUCAAAGAUAAUAUUCAAAAGUUAUGUAGCGACGGCAGUAUUGUCAGAUAUGGCUUCGUGCCAGAUAAAACAUCACUGCUUCGUCUAGUCAAAGCGCCCUUUCUUGUUCGGACGAUUACUAUCAAACUUGAAAAUGACGAAAACACAUGUAACAUCACAGACAUUGCGUUGUUACGAGAUUACCUGGUCUUAUUUGCGGACUUCGAUAAUUUAAAACUAAAGUUAUUCGAUACUGGUAAUUCUACUCUUGUUUCAAAUGUCAAAUUACAAAAUAACCCAAGGCGGAUCUCAGUAACAGAGCACGGUGAAGCAUUCGUGACAUAUAAUGGCCAACCUAAACUUCUCCACCUGAAGUCUCCAGCGACAGACCUCACCACUUUUCGGGAGAUAAACGUAGACGGGAAAUGUUACGCCGUUGAAUGUUUUAACAAAACCCUGAAAGUCCAGUGUUUGAACCCGGCCAAAACUAUUGAAGUAGACGAAGAUGGAAAACAAACCAGGGUUAUCAGAAAUGACUUAAGUAAGGAAACCACAGAAAAUGGAGAACAGUUUGUUUCAUUCCCACAAUGGUCAACACAAGAUCCAGCAACUGGGUCGAUGUACGUUUCAUGUAGUAGCAAAGAUUCAAUAACAGAAAUCAAAAGUGACGGUAAUGUUAAGUUACUUGUGAAGUCAGACAAGCUGAAUUAUCCUCAUGACCUGUGCAUGGAUAUUGAUGGUUCAAUCAUCGUGUGUAGCUACGGUAGCAAUGAUGUUUUUAGGGUGAAGAGGAAUGGAGACAUCCAGAGUGUUUUACCCCAACCUCUGGACUUUAACCCUAAGGCAGUGGCUCUUGAUAAACGUACAAAGCGAUUGUAUAUCGGUGGAAAUUCUGAUAAACUUUUUGAGUUCCAAAUCUAA